AUGGCUGACUGCAAACCAGUUCUCACAGCAAUGGCCACCACCAUUAAAGCCUCCUCUGCAGGGGGUGUCGCAUUCUCAGAUGCAACUAAGUACAGGUCGAUCAUUGGUGCACUUCAGUAUAUUACUUUGACUCGUCCUGAUGUAGCCUUCUCAGUGAACCGGGUGUGCCAGUUUAUGCACAACCCAUCUGAAGACCAUUGGUCGAUGGUGAAACGGAUUCUACGCUAUCUCAAACACACAAUUAAGUAUGGGCUUCAUAUCACAAAAUCUCCUUCUCAGGAUCUUCAGGCAUUCACUGGUGCCGAUUGGGCAGGUUAUGGUGAUGAUAGAAAAUCUACAGGUGGUUAUGCAUUCUAUAUGGGCCCGAAUUUGAUCUCUUGGGCUUCAAAGAUACAGAAGAAAGUUGCCCUAUCAUCCACUGAAUCAAAAUAUAAGGCUCUUGCCGAUGCCUGUGCCAAGUUGACCUGGCUCCAAUCUCUAUUUGGCGAGCUUGGUCUGUCUACAGCCUAG
This is a messenger RNA of Telopea speciosissima, 510 nucleotides long. RefSeq lists its product as uncharacterized. Bases 1 to 510 code for a protein of 169 amino acids. The record is from RefSeq and is a predicted model, not a curated record. Lineage: Eukaryota; Viridiplantae; Streptophyta; Magnoliopsida; Proteales; Proteaceae. The transcript has a single exon.